AUGUCAAGCACGUCAAACUCCUUCGGGGCAAGCGGUCUUCGACUCCUCUUGUCAUGGGCAGUCCUCCAAGUAGCCCUCGUUGGCGCAUCCCCCACACCAGUCGCAAGGCCCGACACUCUUCCCUACCCUGACCACGAACCUCUCGCCAAGCGAGUCGUAGGACAGUUUCCCAGCUUUCCAAAUGAUUACAGUGGUCGCGUCCAAAAGGGUGUCUACCUCCGUACGCUCAUGCCGCUGAGCGACGCGGAGGCGACGCGCCAUAACCGCGGGGUCAGCGUUGCGAGCCCAUGGCAGAACCAGGCCGCCGUCGAACAGUGGGGGUGGACGCGCGAAAUUAACUGGGCGCCGUUCAACACUAACGGCGGCGACGAGUUCAGUGACGGCGAUGACUUUGACCAGUUUGAGACCUCACCUGGUUUCGGUAAUCUCAUGGACGAUGUCUUCGCAGACCCGAGUCAUCCAGUAGACCCGAUGGAGAAUGGGCUGUCUACAUUCCUGCAUGCAAAUGACUUCACACUCCGGGAUGGCUCGUGGGGAGAGCCAUCACAAGCCUCCUACCAAAACGUCUUCAACCCUCGCUCAGGAGCAAUCAUCUUUGACAGAGACUUCAGCCCCCGAUAUCAAAUAGCCGAAAGCGGUGCCGGCGACGUCCCAGAACUUGAACAGCUCUCCGACCUCGCCUACUUCCAAUGGCUCGAUGCCUGCGCAGCAAAGCGUGUUCGCCCUAACAACAUUAACCUCAUCUUCCAGUCUCACAUCACCUAUGUCCCCAGCUUUAACCUCAUUGCGCAGGCUCUGUAUGACGCCGGGUACCGCAGGGUGCCAGGUUGGGGCGAGAGGGCGACAUUUUCAAUGGAUUCUCGGCCGGGAUUGGCCAUUCUCGGGAGCACACACGGCGCCGCUCCGGCCUUGUUCCUCAUCCAGCACAAAGCGACAUUUGGCCGGAAAGUAAUUACGGAAGUGACAGUAUGGGGAGGCGCGAGCGGUUUCAGUUUCAGAGCGAACCCAGAAGUUGAGACUCUGAACUUGAGAUUCACCGUGAGGGACGCCUGA
Colletotrichum abscissum is the source of this 1053-nucleotide messenger RNA. RefSeq lists its product as uncharacterized. NCBI's taxonomy places the organism in Eukaryota, Fungi, Ascomycota, Sordariomycetes, Glomerellales, Glomerellaceae. The coding region runs from base 1 to 1053 and encodes 350 amino acids. The transcript has 2 exons. The record is from RefSeq and is a predicted model, not a curated record.